AUGGUGAAGGAGGUCACGUCGCAGGCAGAAGACCCAGUUCUUCUUCAGCAGGACAAUAAGGACACACCUCCCCUCCCUCCCGCUGCGGGCCUGGCAGGUGAGACGGAGACUGAAAGACGUUUUGUUUUGGGUGAGGCCUAUAAAUGGAUCAAAGCCUCCUCACCCCUGCUCAUCUUCCCACAAAUCCUCGUUCAGACGAUGCUGCACGACUCCGACAGAGCGAUGUUGUGGAGGCUGUUGGGACUCCUCAUCCUGUCCUCCCUUUGCUCCGCCAUGCUGCUACCAAACAGCCCCUCAGUGGAGUCCAGCGAAGAGGAAGGCUCCACCUCGGACCCCAACACCUACCACUGGCCAGCUUCAGAUGAGUCUUCGGAGGAAACGCCCCCCUGGCCACCCGUCCCCCGCAGUGCCCCCCUGCAGAUGCCCCCCACAGGUCUACCGUGGCCACCCAGCAGCAACAUGAGCGAAGGCUCCGGCAAGCUCCGGAUGAUGGGGGCCACAGACCCGGUGAUACCCCCCAUGCCUGAUACGGCAAUCUGCGACAUACUGCUGAAUGCGCCAGUACCGCCACCCCCUGACCAGAUUCCAUUUUUCUGCCUCUGCUCACACUGUAAGGGCACCGUGGGGCCCAAAGGAGACCGUGGAGACCGGGGCCCUUCAGGUGAACCUGGGAGUCCUGGGAGAAGAGGAAUGACAGGGUUCAAAGGUCGUCCAGGAUUCACAGGCCCUAUGGGGAUGAAGGGUCAGAAGGGAGAUGACGGGGAGAAGGGGCAGCUUGGUGCCACUGGUUUCACUGGGAUGAAGGGCGAACGAGGCUUCAAAGGAGAGAAAGGAGACCGAGGAAUGAUAGGGCCCCAAGGUCCACAUGGUCCCCAGGGAGAAACCGGGACAUGCCCUGCUUCCUGUGAGAGUGUCCAGGGCCCGCCGGGUCAACAAGGCCUCCCUGGACCAGCUGGAGCUCGAGGCCUGCCUGGAGUCUUUGGAUCUGUGGGACCUAAAGGUUUUAAAGGUGAUAAGGGUGACCUGGGCAUGGCCGGUACCCCUGGGAUGAAUGGCCAGAAGGGUGAUCGAGGCGAGCAGGGGUUGUGUAACUGCAGAGAUGGGGAGGAUGGCACAGAUGGGAGACCAGGAGAAAGGGGGCCUAAAGGGGACAAAGGUGACAUUGGUGCCCAGGGUAUACAAGGCCCAAUAGGCCUAAAGGGCAACCAGGGCAUCAUCGGCCUAAUGGGGCCGCCCGGGCCCUGCUCCUCGGCCAUCCAAUCAGCAUUUUCUGUGUCUCUCAACGAGUCAUUUCCUGCUCCAGAUUGGCCUGUUCCUUUCCCAAACAUUCUUACCAACCAGCAGGGGCAUUUCAACCCCUCCAUGGGCAUCUACACUGCCCCCGUCAAUGGCACCUACAUCUUCUCCCUCCACCUUGCAGUCUCCAACAGGAUGCUUAAGGUCGGCCUGUUCCACAACUUCUACCCCGUCAUCAAAACAACAGAAGGAACCAACCAGGUCACCACCAGCCAGACUGUUGUACUCCACCUCAGCAUGGGAGACCAGGUGUGGCUGCAGGUGAAAGACUCCAUGACCAACGGCAUGUUCACCGACAAUGAGAGCAGCAGCACGUUUUCAGGAUAUCUGCUACAUCCUGACUCCUGUGAAUUCCCUGUGGGUCGACAAUUCCUGCCGCCGAUGGACUAUGAGAAAGGAGACUUCAGCUGGGAUGGUCCACCACCUGCAACCACCACUCAAUCACCACAUUAG
Molecule: messenger RNA, 1749 nt
Organism: Thunnus maccoyii (southern bluefin tuna)
Lineage: Eukaryota; Metazoa; Chordata; Actinopteri; Scombriformes; Scombridae
Product: inner ear-specific collagen-like
Exons: 5
Coding region: 1-1749 (582 amino acids)
Molecular function (GO): protein binding
Source: RefSeq, a predicted model, not a curated record